Aureococcus anophagefferens is the source of this 3056-nucleotide messenger RNA. RefSeq lists its product as hypothetical. The transcript is spliced from 3 exons. The annotation marks the transcript as partial. The record is from RefSeq and is a predicted model, not a curated record. NCBI's taxonomy places the organism in Eukaryota, Pelagophyceae, Pelagomonadales, Pelagomonadaceae.
AUGGGCGCCUCGUCCGGCCCCGACUGGCUCUCUGGGUCCGGCGCCCCCGCGGCCGCCCCCGCGGCCGCAGCCGCCUCCGGCAACAUGGACCACUUCGCGUCCACGGCGGGCUCGUUCAAGGCCAAGGUCCGCGACUUCAAGGCCACGGGCGCCUCGUCCGGCCCCGACUGGCUCUCCGGGUCCGGCGCUCCCGCGGCGCCUCCCGCGGCCGCGGCCACGGCCGCCGCCAGCGGCAACAUGGACCACUUCGCGUCCACGGCGGGCUCGUUCAAGGGCAAGGUCCGCGACUUCAAGGCCACGGGCGCCUCGUCCGGCCCCGACUGGCUCUCUGGGUCCGGCUUCUCCGCGGCGCCUCCCGCGGCCGCGGCCACGGCCGCCGCCAGCGGCAACAUGGACCACUUCGCGUCCACGGCGGGCGCGUUCAAGGGCAAGGACCGCGACUUCAAGGCCGCGGGCGCCUCGUCCGGCCCCGACUGGCUCUCUGGCAAGUGGGCUGAGCAGGCGGAGCGCGAAGCCGCCUGGACCGCGGCGUCUGUCGCGAGCCUCGAGCAGCUGCGCGUCGCUGAGGCGGAAACGGUCGCGAACCUCGAGCAGCUGCGCGUCGCCGAGGCGGAAGCGGCGCGGCUCAAGGCCGAGCAAGAGGCGCUCUUCGAGCAGCAGCGCGUCGCCGAGGAACAAACGGUCACGACGGAGCAAGAGGCGCCUCUCCCGGUCAAGGACGACACGCGAUCGCUCCGAGCGGAGGGCGAGCGCGUCUUGAACAGCAAGUGGGCUGAGCAGGCGGAGCGCGAAGCCGCCUGGACCGCGUCGUCUGUCGCGAGCCUCGAGCAGCUGCGCGUCGCUGAGGCGGAAACGGUCGCGAACCUCGAGCAGCUGCGCGUCGCCGAGGCGGAAGCGGCGCGGCUCAAGGCCGAGCAAGAGGCGCUCUUCGAGCAGCAGCGCGUCGCCGAGGAACAAACGGUCACGACGGAGCAAGAGGCGCCUCUCCCGGUCAAGGACGACACGCGAUCGCUCCGAGCGGAGGGCGAGCGCGUCUUGAACAGCAAGUGGGCUGAGCAGGCGGAGCGCGAAGCCGCCUGGACCGCGUCGUCUGUCGCGAGCCUCGAGCAGCUGCGCGUCGCUGAGGCGGAAACGGUCGCGAACCUCGAGCAGCUGCGCGUCGCCGAGGCGGAAGCGGCGCGGCUCAAGGCCGAGCAAGAGGCGCUCUUCGAGCAGCAGCGCGUCGCCGAGGAACAAACGGUCACGACGGAGCAAGAGGCGCCUCUCCCUGCUGAGGUCGACACGCGAUCGCUCCGAGCGGAAGGCCAGCGCGUCCUCGAAAGCAAGUGGACCGAGCAGGCUGAGCGCGAAGCGGCCUGGACCGCGGCGUCCGUCGCGAGCCUCGAGGGGCUGCGCGCCGCCGAGGCGGAAGCGGCACAGCAGCUGCGCGUCGCCGAGGCGGAAGUGGCACAGCUCGAGACGGAGCAGGAGGCGAGCCUCCCGGCCGAGGUCGACACGCGAUCGCUUCGAGCGGAGGGCGAGCGCGUCCUCGAAAGCAAGUGGGCCGAGCAGGCGGAGCGCGAAGCGGCCUGGAUCGCGGCGUCCGCUGCGAGCCUCAAGCGGCUGCGCGUCGCCGAGGAACAAGCGGCGCAGCUCGAGCAGCAGCGAGUCUCCGAGGAACAAGCGGUCACGACGGAGCAGGAGGCGCCCCCCGACUGGCUCUCCGGCUCGGCGGCGGCGUCUUCCGCCGCGCCCGCCGAGGUCGACACGCGAUCGCUCCGAGCGGACGGCGAGCGCAUCCUCGAAAGCAAGUGGGCCGAGCAGGCCGAGCGCGAAGCCGCCUGGACCGCUUCGUCCGUCGCGAGCUUCGACCAGCCGCGCCCGGCCGAGGCGGAAGCGGUCACGAUCGCGGAGGAGGCGCCUCUCCCGGCCGAGGUCGACACGCGAUCGCUCCGAGCGGAGGGCGAGCGCGUCCUCGAAAGCAAGUGGGCCGAGCAGGCCGAGCGCGAAGCCGCCUGGACCGCUUCGUCCGUCGCGAGCUUCGACCAGCCGCGCCCGGCCGAGGCGGAAGCGGUCACGAUCGCGGAGGAGGCGCCUCUCCCGGCCGAGGUCGACACGCGAUCGCUCCGAGCGGAGGGCGAGCGCGUCCUCGAAAGCAAGUGGGCCGAGCAGGCCGAGCGCGAAGCCGCCUGGACCGCUUCGUCCGUCGCGAGCUUCGACCAGCCGCGCCCGGCCGAGGCGGAAGCGGUCACGAUCGCGGAGGAGGCGCCUCUCCCGGCCGAGGUCGACACGCGAUCGCUCCGAGCGGAGGGCGAGCGCGUCCUCGAAAGCAAGUGGGCCGAGCAGGCCGAGCGCGAAGCCGCCUGGACCGCUUCGUCCGUCGCGAGCUUCGACCAGCCGCGCCCGGCCGAGGCGGAAGCGGCCACGAUCGCGAAGGAGGCGCCUCUCCCGGCCGAGGCGAUGGUCGAGAAGCUGCUGCGGCGCGCGCUCGCGUCGAAGCGCGGCCGCAUCUUCUUCCUCGCCACGGCUGGCGUGACGCUCUGCGUGCGGCGCCUGCGGCGGCGGCGGCGGGCGCUCCUGCUCGCGCGGCGCCUCGCGCGCGGGCCGGCCAAGGCCGAGGCGUGCUACAGCCCCGUGGAGUGGAGCGACGACGACGACGGCGACGAGGAGCCGCACGCGCUCCCGGAGCCGCCCGAGUUCCGGCGCCACGAGGCCGGCGACGACGGGCGCGGCGGCGCGCGGCUCCGGCCCGCGGACGCGCGCGCCGCCGCGCGCUGGCUCGCCGCGACGCAUCUCGGGUUCCUCUUCGGGUCGCCCGGCGCCGACGAGCGCGACGCCGCGGCGCUCCGGGCCGCGGUGCUCGCGCGCGUGACCUGGCGGCGCUACCGCGACGGCGCGACGAUCCUGGAGCGGGGCGCCGCGCGCGACGCGCUCGUGCUCGUCGUGUCGGGCGUCGCGGAGCUCUACGAGGAGGCGGACGACGACGACGGCGACGGCGACGCGCCGCGCUGCGGCGCCCUCAGCCGCGCGACGUCGGGCAGCUCCCAGGUCGGCCUGGACCUCGACGACGGCGACCG